AUGACCAUCAGACAGCUUUUGCAGUUUUUUUUUCUUAUUUUUAGCAUUUUAACAGCUAUUUCUGCAUUAAAAACGUUUAAUGAUGAUGAUUUUGAAAGUGAAUAUGAAAAUCUUGAAAAGAAUGAGCAAAAACUGCUGAAAACAGGGAUAUUAAAAGAACCUUCUGAUGGAUUAACAAGAUAUACAACGUUAAUAUUCCAUUCAAUAGUUUCUUCUCUUUCUACUUUUACAAAUGAUGUUUCUGAUAUUUGGGAAUGGGUUUUAGAGCAUUUUCCAUCAGUAUUUAGUGAUGAUCCUCCAAAUAUACACCAUGUGGUUGGAGAAUAUAUUAAAUCAAAGAUGUCUAGUUUUAAUGAAUGGUCAAUUUUUACACAUGCAGCGUUUCCGGGUUAUCAGCUCCGUUUGAGGUCCUUGGUUGAUACGAGGAUUGAUUUUGUUAAACAAUAUGCUGGGUAUAUUGAUAUAAAAGAUAAACAUUUUUUUUUCUGGUUUUUCGAAUCUCGUUCAGAUCCUUCUAGAGAUCCAUUACUUGUAUGGUUGAAUGGUGGACCCGGGUGUUCAUCUAUGUAUGGUCUUCUUACUACAGUAGGACCGUCAAAAUUAGAUCUUAAAACAGGAGAACCUCACUAUAAUCCAUUUUCAUGGAAUCAACAUUCUUCGAUAAUCUUUUUAGAUCAACCAGUAAAUGUUGGGUUUUCGUAUUCUGAACAACGUGUAAAAACAAGCUAUGCAGCAGCUGGCGAUUUUUAUGCAUUUAUUUGCAUGUUUCUUACGAAAUUCCCAGAAUAUUCUAAUUUAGAUUUUCAUAUAGCAGGAGAAAGUUAUGCAGGACAUUAUAUUCCAAUCUUUGCAUCAACGAUUUUCAUGAACCAAGAUGAAUCCGAGGAGGCUCUUUAUAAAAUUGAAGAUGAGAAAAAGGUUCCAACUAUUAAUCUUAAAUCAAUUAUGAUAGGAAACGGGCUUGUUGAUCCUAUUAAUCAAUAUGCAUAUUAUCAUUAUAUGGGGUGCAAUGGCAGCUAUGGUCGUGUAUUACCUCAAGAUGUUUGUGAUAAUAUGCUAAGAAAAUAUCCUGAAUGUUAUCGUUAUAUGAAGCUUUGCCGUGAAUUUCAAUGUCCUUGUGUAUGUACAUUAGCCUAUGACUCUUGCACGGAAUUGCUUUUGAUGCCAUAUGUUCAUCAUAAUAUAAGUGUUUAUGAUAUUCGUCGAUCUUGUCAUGGUAAUUGUAAUUUAAAGGAAAUUAGACUUGUUGAAAGUUUUAUGAAUAAGGAGGAAAAUAAACAAUUAUUUAAUACUACUAGAAAUUUUACUGAAUGUAAUUACACCGUAUUUGAUCAUUUUCGCGCUUCAGGAGAAUUAAUGGAAUCUGUUGUUGUUUAUAUUGAGGAGUUGUUAAAUGUAGGAAUUAAAGUACUGGUUUUUUCUGGUGAUGCUGAUGUUAUAUGUAAUUGGUAUGGAACUCAUUCAUGGGUGCAUAAAUUAGAAUGGAGUGGUGCUUCUCAUUUUAAUAGCCAAAGAUAUAAACCUUGGGUUCUUUGGAAAAAAACAGGAAAAAGAAAAUUAGGGGAAUUAGUUGGAGAAAAGAAAACAUAUGGCGAUUUAACUUUACUUAGAGUAUAUAAUGCAGGGCAUGCAGUUUCUAAGGAUCAACCAGAAGCUGGUUAUGAUAUGUAUACAAGGUGGAUUUAUAAAAAUUAUUAUUUUGAUUAA
Pneumocystis jirovecii RU7 is the source of this 1707-nucleotide messenger RNA. RefSeq lists its product as uncharacterized. Gene Ontology annotation, cellular component: fungal-type vacuole. The coding region runs from base 1 to 1707 and encodes 568 amino acids. Gene Ontology annotation, molecular function: serine-type carboxypeptidase activity. The transcript has 7 exons. Gene Ontology annotation, biological process: proteolysis. The record is from RefSeq and is a predicted model, not a curated record. Lineage: Eukaryota; Fungi; Ascomycota; Pneumocystomycetes; Pneumocystales; Pneumocystaceae.